Arctia plantaginis is the source of this 2181-nucleotide messenger RNA. The record is from the annotation of a GenBank genome assembly. NCBI's taxonomy places the organism in Eukaryota, Metazoa, Arthropoda, Insecta, Lepidoptera, Erebidae.
AUGGACAACGAGCAGCCACAUCAAGAGCUCGUGAAAUGCGUAGUAGUCGGCGACACAGCAGUGGGCAAGACGCGACUUAUCUGCGCACGCGCAUGCAACAAGCAUGUUUCGUUAUCGCAGCUGAUGACCACGCAUGUGCCUACUGUAUGGGCCAUCGAUCAGUACAGGAUCUAUAAAGAUGUUCUAGAGAGAUCAUGGGAAGUAGUAGAUGGCGUGAACGUAUCACUACGUCUGUGGGACACCUUCGGUGAUCACGAAAAGGAUAGAAGAUUCGCGUAUGGAAGAUCUGAUGUAGUACUCUUAUGUUUCUCCAUAACAAACCCUAUAUCCCUGAGAAAUUGUGGUGCUAUGUGGUACCCAGAAAUUAGACGGUUUUGUCCGAACACUCCGAUACUACUAGUUGGAUGUAAAAAUGAUCUUCGCUAUAUGUACAGAGAUGAAACCUACCUAAACUAUUGUAAAGACCGUAGUCCUUUUAUAAGGGCCCCUCGCAAAAGCGACCUGGUGAUGCCAGACCAGGGUCGUGCAUUAGCCCACGAACUGGGUAUAUAUUACUACGAGACGUCAGUGUUCACUUACUAUGGAGUUAAUGAGGUGUUCGAGAACGCUAUUCGAGCUGCAUUAAUCGCGAGGAGACAGCAACGCUUCUGGAUGACGAAUUUAAAAAGAGUACAAAGACCGUUGUUACAGGCACCAUUCAGACCUCCAAGACCGAUGGAGCCUGAAGUGGCAGUAGUGAACAGCACGUAUCUGGAAAAUAUGACUACACUAUUACGGCAGCAGUAUUUUUCGGACAUGGUAAUAAUCUGCGGUGCAAAAGGAUUCCCGGUGCACCGGUUCAUGAUGGCGGCGGCCUGUGAAGCCUUCCAUCGGCUCCUUGCCAACGAAUGCGUCAGCCUCUCCGCAGAACUCGCGCGCAGCUCCAGCGAGAGUAGUAUGGUUAGCAGUAUGGGCGAUGCAACUACCGGCGAGUUUAACGAAGACACCGAAUAUUUAAUACGACAGGACCAAGCCAAACAAAUGAGGGUGUGGGACCAGAUAAAACGCCGUUCUUCCUGCCAGAUUUUACCUCUGAGUGACAGCUGUAAAAAGCCGCCAGACUUAUACAGAGAGGUCAACCAUCCUGCAAUACUGUCAAUAAGAGUCGUGAAGUGUGACAAAAUCCAACAUGCGACAUCCCAAACCCAGACGAUCGUGACCAUGAGUAAGCUCAUCUCUCAAACCGUGAUGCAGGAGAUCAUUAACUUUACCUACACCGGGGGAUUGGACAGUAGCGCAUUCAAACAACAGGAAAUACGCCAGGCGGCCGAGAUGCUCGGAUUCCACGAGCUAACCAAACUCAGCCAGUUCAUACUGGAUGAACAUCUGCUCUUUGAUAAAGGAUUCAUGCUGCAAUUUCACACGCCCCUUCCUCAACGUCUGCGUGACAUGUAUGUAGAACGUAGUCUGUUUGCUGACGUAACGUUCGACCUGGACGACGGGAUCCACCUCGCUCACCGCGCUGUUCUGAUGGCACGAUGCGACCCAAUGAAGGCGAUGUUCCAAGGACACUUUAGGGAAAGCACUUCAAGAGUGAUAUCAUUCCCCGGCGUAAAAAUGUACGCAUUUCACAUUCUGCUGAGCUACAUAUACAGUGACAAAAUCCCAGCGGUGGAUCCAAAUAGGUGUCUGGAGCUCUUGGAGCUGGCUAACCGACUGUGUAUGAACCGGUUGGUAAACCUCGUGGAGGCCAGGGUCAUCGAUCAACUGCAGCAGAGGGACAGGGUAUGUGGUGAUGACGACCAAGUGGUGGAGAUAGCAUUAUCUUUGUUGGAGCCGGUCAAGUUGCACAACGCGCACCACCUGGCGGACUGGUGCACGUGGCGGCUGUGCGGCGCCUACGACCGCGUCUGUCGCGCGCGACACCUUAGCGCCGCCUCCCGGGACUACCUGUCCGACAACCGGUAUCCGCCCGUCUGGUAUGUGAAGGAGUUCGAUUAUUACCAAAAGUGUGUAAACGAACAAAGUAAAGAACAGAAGGAGCUUCGACCAACUACAUCACUACAAGCAAACCAACAAACGGGCUGUUUAUGUUUUACUAGCAAAGUGCGUCGUGAUAGCGAGCCCGCCCCUGACGUCACGACUGCGCUGUGCCGCAGCUCUGAGGUCACUCACCAACACCAGCCGACCGCGCCUCUCUGA